AUGGCGCGGCAAGCGGCCGGGCGGCGGCCAAUGAGGCGCGGCCGGGGGGCGGGACUUUCCGCUGCGGGCGCCGGCGGAGACGGGCGGAUUUUAAAGCUACCGUCGACGGCGGCCGCGGGCUUCCCCGGGAGCCGGGGAGCGAUGGCGGCGGCCGGGCCGGGCCCGGGCCCCGGGGCCGGCGGGAAGGUGAAGACGCUGGCCGUGGUGCUGCAGGACGAGAGCCGGCGCGGCGGCUACUGCAGCGGGGACACGGUGUCGGGCCAGGUGCUGCUGGAGCUGGCGGGACCGCUGCCGCUCCGCGGGCUGCGCCUGGAGGCGGCGGGCCGGGCCCGCGUCGCCUGGAGCGAGGCGGCGGGAAGCGUCAGCGCGGCGGGGGCCUGCGGGGCCGAGGCGGCGGCGGGGCCGCGGCGGGAGGCUGAGGUGCGCUACCUGGACGUGCGGCAGAGCCUGCUGCGGCGCACGGCCGAAGGUGAGGAAGGCUUAGUUCUCUUAGAUGGAAGACAUGAAUUUCCCUUCAGCUUUCAACUCCCACAAGAACCUCUGGUGACCUCUUUCACUGGGAAGUAUGGCAGUAUUCAGUACUAUGUGAAAGCAAUUCUGGAAAGACCUGCAGCACCUGAUCAAAGUGUACAGACAGAGCUUCAGGUCAUUAGCCAUAUCGAUGUCAACUCACCAGCUUUAUUGACACCUGUUCUGAGAAGUCAGGAGAAGAUGGUUGGCUGUUGGUUUUUCACCUCUGGGCCAGUGUCUCUGAGUGCCAAAAUUGAGAGGAAGGGAUACUGUAAUGGGGAAGCCAUACCAAUCUAUGCAGAAAUCGAGAAUUGUUCUUCUCGCCUGAUUGUUCCAAAAGCUGCCAUUUUCCAAACACAAACAUACCUGGCCAGUGGGAAGACAAAAACUUUCCGUCAGAUGGUUGCCAAUGUGCGAGGAAACCAUAUUGCCUCUGGGAGUACAGAUACCUGGAAUGGGAAAACUCUGAAAAUCCCACCUGUAUCCCCCUCUAUACUUGACUGCUGUAUUAUUCGUGUAGAAUAUUCAUUAGCUGUGUAUAUCCAUAUUCCCGGUGCUAAGAAAUUGAUGAUUGAAAUGCCUCUAGUGAUUGGCACUAUUCCAUGUAUUGGCUUUUCAAGCAGAAACUCCAGCAUUACCAGCCAGUUUAGUAUGGAUAUGAGUUGGCUGGCCUUAACCCUGCCAGAACACCCUGAAGCACCACCAAAUUACGCUGAUGUAGUGUCUGAGGAAGAGUUCUCCAGACAUGUUACUGCUUAUCCACCACCAAUCGACUGUGAGGAACAAUUGUGUUGUCCUGUGUUUGCUUACAUACAAGAGUUCCGGUUUCAGCCUCCACCUCUUUAUUCAGAGGUUGAUCCACAUCCAACUGAUGUAGAAGAAUUUCAGCCUGUUUCAUUAAUUCUUUGAAGAAGGCUUUGUAAUGAGGAUCACUGCGUUGAAUGUCUUAUCUGCUUCAGCUGACAGUGCAGCUAAAAAGGAGACGGUUUUCUUUUUCACAACUUCAGUUUGCGUACAAAAAAGGCAAAAGAAAUGGAGAGGGAGGUCUGAGAAUGUCUGGUGACAGAAGAGAAUCUGCUGGAUUAGCCUGAGCAGAAGAUUCUGUGGAAGCAGCUCUGAACUGGAAAAUACUAAAUGUUUUUUUUAAAGAAGUGGAUGUAUUGCAUAAAGUACACGGUGGAGGUAUGAAGAUCUUCUGAAGAGAAAUCAAUGUAUACUUUGUGUGGAACACUGGAAGAAUUUAAGUAAGGAUGAUGUUGGGAACUUGCUUAGUAGAACACGGGUAGCAGAACAGAAUGUGGGGUAAGAAAAUUGUUUCAAAAGAUGUCCCAGUGCUCAAGGGGCUUCUGUGUGUAUCCAAGAAUGGAACACUACUACAGUGUGGAGCGAAAUCUUCACUCUAGCUUAACUUUUCAUUUCAUGAGAGCCUGCCAAGUGGUACUGUUUAAUAACUUGUACUGAUUCUAAAGAUGUCAUGGAUGACAAAAUAGCUAUUAUGCAAUAUUAUGAAGACAACCAUUUACUGAAUGAAAGAUAAGAGUAUGUAAAAGAAAACUGAACUUUGAUAUGAGCUUAUGCACUAUGCUUUCUUUCAAGGGAUUUCUUAAGGGAAUUAUUCUAGCCUUUUCUACUGUAUUGUUCUUUUUCUGCAUCUUAAGCCUAUGGGUAGCAUAAUAAGGGGAAGCAUGGCAAGGGAAAGAUCCUUUUGCCAACAGCAGGUAUACUUCACAGUAUGGACAAUACUUAUUUAUUCAGAAGCCUUUAUAAGCCUACCUCUAUUCUGCAAAUGUACUUACGGUCAGAUCUGAGACCAAAAAAAGAGUCUUGUUUAAGCUCCAGGAUACUUCAGGGUUCUGAAAGGGACCCUGAACAGUUUCUGUGAUUAAUGAAUGAGAUGGAAAGCAUAGAGAGAAGCUUAAAUUUAUCCCAAAUAGAUAUAGCAUAUAAUUGAAGUAGAAGCAGACACCAGAGGAACAAAAUCCUUUGGUAAUGGCACAAUGCUUCUCAUUACUCCUGCAUUUUUGUCUAGAGAUCUCUUGUCAGGGGCUGCACUAGUCAUUUGCUAUCCAUCCUAUUUUUUGUUAGUGUUUCCUUGUUUGUUUUUGCUGUCUAAUUUUGUUUUUGUGCAAUAUUUUAAUGUUUUCUUCCUCAGGUCAUGUAGAACAGUAAGUUUUUGCUGCUAAGAAUGAAGGCACAUCUUAUUACUUGGCCCUUUGCUGCCUUCAUUUAAAGUAGAAUGUUUGCUUCCUGCCAAGCAUCAAUUGGAAUAAGUAAUCCAGCAUGAACAGAUGACUUAACGGAGCAGAAACACAGCAUUCUCAGUAUGCAUGUUUACAGUCAAGUCUUUAAACUAUAGGGAAUCUUGAACUGCUAGAUCUACUCCAUAUGUCUUACAGAAGGGUUUUGAGAUAAAACCUGGUGCUUCAUGUGGUUAAAACAUUGUACUCUCUGAUCACUACAAGGAUAGCAAUUGAGUUUCUUUCAUUUCAUCAGUAACUGCAGUUUAAAGAAGUUUGAAUGUUUUUUAUGAAAUCUGUCUUCAUUCAAGAAGCAGGGAUUUUUCUAUAACCAUAUACGGAUAUGUAUUUUUAGUUUUCUUUUAGUAUGACUUCCUCAUAUUGUCUGAUUUCUAGCACUUCACCUCAAGUCACUCUUAUAUCACUGUAAAAGACAUACUGAUGAAGAUUCACAUUUCUAAACUGCAGUUACAUUUUUCAUUUGCAAACUGAAGUAUUGUCAUCUAUGGCAAAUGCAGCUUUAAUCAAAAUUUGAGUGCAUGUUUUAGAAAGGACACUCUCAAAAUGAGUAUUUCUUGUCUUAAGUCUCAACAUGUAGCUCUCAUGCCUUUUAUUUCAGUGUUGGCGUGCCCAUACACUCAGUGCAGGAUUUUCUUUUACAUAUCACCUGGAAAGGGAACAAGCAUAAUUUCCUUAAACAGAUACCAUUAUGGUUACUUGAAAAAUACUGUGGCUGUGUACUAAUUUGCAUGUUAACAAUUCAAAAUACUACCUUUAAGAAGAUUGUGUUUUUUUGUUUUCGUUUUUUUGCUUUAAUUCCUGAUAGGUGAUGUGUGUGUUAUCUGGCUAUUUGAUUGGUAUAAACAUGGUCAGGCAAACAAAAGAUGAAAGGUAAAGAUGUGCUUUGUUGUUGUUUUUUCCUCUGUGAGUUGUUCUUCAUUAUUUGCAGAUAAACUGUGGCCUUAGAUUGUUUGCUGCAAAAAAAACUACUAAAACGUGUUUCUUAGGAAGCACACAUGGUCCUUCAAAGGAGGGUUGAAAACAAGAUCAAGUUCUGCUCUCAGACACUUGGCUUAGUGCAGAAAUUGGUCCUUAAAUAAUGUUUGCACAAUACGUUCAAUAAGCAGGGGGUUUGUUUUGAUAACUGUGAAACAGUUGAAGAGAGACAAAAUAAAAAAAAAAAAAAAAAAAAAACCUGUUAAACUUUAACAUCCAGGAACGUGAUUGUAUUUUGUACUAAUAUGAGCCCUAUGGGUUCUUUUUUUGUUAAUAAAAGUAUAAAACUCACAGCGCUGUUCCUGUUGGUUUCAAUAUCUGUAAGAUGGAAAAACUGUUGUCUUUUAAUUGUCUUAAAAAUGUGUGUUUAAACAGGUAAUAAAUGAGGUCCUCUUCCAUAGAAGGGUAGAGAAGGUA
Molecule: messenger RNA, 4160 nt
Organism: Phasianus colchicus (ring-necked pheasant)
Lineage: Eukaryota; Metazoa; Chordata; Aves; Galliformes; Phasianidae
Gene: ARRDC4
Product: arrestin domain containing 4
Biological process (GO): protein transport
Cellular component (GO): cytoplasm; plasma membrane
Molecular function (GO): ubiquitin-like ligase-substrate adaptor activity
Source: RefSeq, a predicted model, not a curated record